AUGUCGAAAAUGAAUCAUAAAAGUUUCAGUUUCUUCGCGAAGUUUUUCUCCUUGUUUAUCGCAUUCAAUCAUCCGUCUCUCAUUCGAAUCCAUCUGAAGAAAUCAGGUGUGUUUUAUUUUUAUUUUAUUUUUUCUUUAUUCGUUUUUGUAAUGGGUAGAAAGACUUUUCGUUAAGAAAAAUCCUACUUUCCUUUUAAAAACUGCGCUUACCACUUUAAUUUUUUGAAGUUUUGGAAUUUGCAGAAUUUUCCUAAAAGUUAUUCAAUAGCUCCAUUCUCCAUCAUCUCUUGACUUCUAAUCCUUGAUGUGAGUUUUUCCAGCAACAUCAAAUAAAGGCAAGAUUCGAUUCUUCCUCGCGAAACUCAUUUUCCUAGUUGUCAAGCUCAAACUACAUAGAGUUCGUAUGAAGAUUCUUUUUUCUCUUGAUUUGGCUGGAAAAGCUGGCGUUUGGCUUGUCCGGAGCGAACAUUCGGCUCUUUGAGCUCCUCGGCAAGAGUUCUUUUUACCCAAUGAUGCGUUCCCCGGAGACUUCUUCGUCGCCACUAGAUAUUAUCGUUCCCAAUGUUUCUACCAUCAUUUUCACAUCUUUCUCUAAGUUUUCAUACUAGAAGUUUUUCUUUUUAUGAGAUUGAUAGAUGGAAAUCUGUAAUUAACGUAGUUAGCGAGGCUUUGAGCCGUUAUCACCGCGGCCAGAUUACUCGAAGCUAUUGCGAUUGGAGAACACAGAAUUUUUAAUACGAAAUUUCAGACGGAGCCUAACUUUUCAAAAAAGUUUUUUGAGAAAGCAUUCUUACCAUGGCGUUUGAUCACAAAAUCUUCCGACGAAAAGUUUUUUUCAAGAACUUCUGCUUGUGUUUUUUGAACAUCAUUCAUUUGAAGCUUCAGAAAUCGAGCCCUUCUCUGCCAAUCGAAAAAAAGCAAUCCAAAAAAAGCUGUCUGAAUUUAUUACUUUUGAGCAAAUAACUCUUCUUCUCAUAUAUCUUCUUUUUUGACCUCUUUUCAAUCGCUGCAGGUUUUUUUUCCCAUGAAAAACCUAUACUCAAAAAUUUAUCGUCAAGCUUUUAAAAAGUAACUUUCUUCUCUAGAUGUAUGUUUCUAUGAUGGUGCGAAAUCGGAAAAAAAGUUAUUCCCAGGGGCCAAAAAAAGGUCCUGAGUAGUCGAAAAGGGAAACAGAGUUAUCAAAUUCUUGUAAUUUUUCAAAAGAGGUUUGAAAAAAAUAUGAGAAAAAAAGAAAGGGAAUUUAUUUUUUUCUAGCAUCCGAAUGAUGAUUCAAUACAUACAUGUAGGAUAUGAGCUUCUUGAAAAUUAGGUUCUUUAAAUUGUCAGAUUCAGGUUGAGCUUUUUUUAAACUUAUCUUUGUCUUAUAACUUCAAAUUUACGGUUUUGAAGGGACGGUUUUUUUGUUCAGUCUCCUUAUUAAAAAAAAACAUAGAAGAAAUUUAAUGCUUGUAUGAAAUUGAAGCUUCUCGUUGUUUUUUUCCCCUUUCGGGAUAAAUUUAUCAAGUUAAAACGCUUCUGACAUCUAUUUAUAGCUGAAAAUGAAACAUUGAACGAAAAGUCACCACGUGGAGCGAUCCGAUUGGCGCCAGAAGCCAUCGUCGCCACAACCGCGACGUCCAACCCAUUCCAGCGGAUUACGCGAUUUUACUGCUCAUUUUUGCUCUUCCGCCGCCGCUUUUCCCGUCCUUUGUUUGGUUUUACAGCUGAAAUUAGUUUUCCAACGUUUUUGGGUUUUUAAGUUGAGCUAGUGUUAAGUUGAACUUUCAUGAAAGAGGGGAAAAUUGGAAGAUACAAGGUGAAAGAAGUUUUUGUGAAUUAUACGUAGUUUGGAAUUAACUUCUCACUGACAGAAUAAAGUCAUCUUCAGUCUUUAAUUAAGCCAUGAAAUCCAAUAAGAAGUUUUUCAAAAGGUUUCUUUUCAUUUUGGGAGAAAUGGGAAAUAAACGUUCUAUUUUCUGAUCAUAUAUUUCUGUUCAUACUGUUCUGAUUUUUAAAAAUUGCGCAAAUUUUCGAAAAUGGAGUAAAAAAUUGACAUCUUCUGCUUAUGAAUCGUUUCGAAAUCGAUUUCAUUACCAGGUUUUUCUUAAAGGCUUUUUGGAUUUUCUAGAAAAUUGUAUUAGUAAUGUUUUGAAACGUUCGCAUGUUACCUUUUCAUAUCAAUGAAACUUCUAUAGUUCUCCACCCAAUUUUUCCCUUCAAAAAACCCCAAAGCUCUAUCGAACAGCGGCAGUAAAAUGUGGAGCUUCAGCCUGUCAAGCUUUCAGCCGUCCUCCCAGAUUGAAAUGAAAAGUGCCAUAACGAAAAAAAAAAGAUUUCUUUUUCUGACGGAAGAAGCUGAGUGAAGCUUCCUUGUCUUUGUAGGAAUGAGUUUUCGGUUUGUCGCAGAGAGUUGUUUUUAAGUCGAUUUCCUCCUCAAUCUUGUAAAAUAAAAUUAUUGAUCCCAUUUUUGACAAACGUUUCGUCCCGACCAAUAAACAGAGUUAACUGUCUGUCCAUUAGAAAAUAAGUUCGUUUUUGUCAAGUUCAAGAUUGAAGAGGUCGCGAGUAUUUCAAUAAGAAUAAAGAAAAAAAAGUCGAAUAAAUUCAAUAGAGGUUUCCACUAAAAAUAUUUCUAACAAUUCUUCCAAAUAAUCCUACAAGAAAUACGUAGGUUUAUUUUGCCGUUUCAUGCUAGUGACCAUUAAUAUGUUUCGAAGUGGUCACUCAACAGAGUUAAAAAUGGCCAGUUUAGGGUCUGACUGAUAACUUUUCUUUUCUAGGAAGCUCACUAAGAUUUUUGCCAGGUACCUAUAGCCUCUAGGUAUCGAACUUCUCACUUUAUUCACCAUAUCCAAAUGAAAAACUUGCUGAUUACCUGCUUUUUUUUCGUUAAAUAUAAACGUUUUUCAUCACUCAAACUUUAUUUUGAAACUCAUCAUUUUCAGACUUUCUGCCUCAAAAUGCGUCAACGAUGAGAGCGGCUUUGGCGGCUGUGCUGUUGUUCGUUUUUCAUUUUCAGGUAGAUUCCGAAGAAAAAAAACCUUGGGCAAAAAAAGUUUUUAUUUUUACGAGUUCUCAAGGUCCCAAAAAUUCUAUACAAACUGAUAUUACAAUGUUAACUCAGUAGAUUCUAGCAGUAAAGUAUAAAAGUUUAGGAGGAUUUAAUUUUAAUCCACUUCAAAAAAAUAUUUGGCUUAAAAAAAUGCUCGAUAAUCAAUUAAAAAGGCGGGACAGAGUUAAACGAUCAAAGUCAUGAAAUUUUGAAGUGUGGUCAGUUUUUUCGAAGACCUUUUUAGGACAAAACUUAUUAUUCAUUCUUAAAAUUUAAAAAAACGGCAUUUGGAGCGCCUUUCUAAAAAAUUUUAUUUGUUCGAAAACCGGUUUCGACUUCUGAAUUGAACAUCCAAAGUGCAAUUUCUAGUUUCGAUACCUAAGCUUCGAAAUGUGGACGAUUUCAUUUUAUCUUCGCGCUUCCUAGGUGCCAUCAUUGAAGCUCUAUUUGUGGAUUUCUCAUAUUUUUUUCUAUUUAUGUUGUUGCUCAGACUUGCUCGGGAGUUCGGGCAGCCCUCCGGAUGCGGAAAAGGCUGUCGACGGGCGACGAGAACUCGGAGGACGACGACUACUUGGACGAACAGGAACGCGACGAAGUCUACAACAAGGCGGCCAUUUUCGAGCAAGGGUACGACUCCCCACGGACCCUUUUCUGGGUGGCAUUCGCCUGAAUUCGAACCAAUGAACUUCAUUUGAAUUUUCAAGCCUUUUUUUUGGGAAGAACAGCUUCAAUAAUAAUUAUUUUUACGAGAAGAAGGACGAAAAAAAUAUACUAAUCAUUCUGCAAAAAUAUUAUUUCAUAAUUUUAUAAAUGAAACAGUGAACUUAGCUGCUGAAGAAAUGAAGAAAUCAAUUAGAAUUUCGAAUCGGAAUUACUUGAAUAAAAGCAUUUCCUUCACUGAAACCGACAAAUUUAUUGAAAUGCUAAGUUCUGAAUGACGUGAAAUACCGGAAAGAAGACGAAAAUUUUCAGAGAAACUCACGAUUUUCUACAAUUUUUGCGUAGCAUCAAGUACGAUCACCGCCAAGUUCCUGAUGACGUUUUUGGGGGUUUGGAUUAGAUCUAAGGAAUCGGAGAAAAAAAUAUAUUCCAGGUCCAGUCGCCGUGAACGUUUCCAUUGUGGUCAGCAACAUUCGAGCUGUGUCUGAAGUCACAAUGGUUAUUUUUCACCUCAUAAAAAAGCGUUUUCGAAAAUCAAAAUGGUUGUGGUUCGACAGAAAUAAAUAAGUGUUGUAUCAAAGAUUUAUGAAACAAAAAAAAUUGAGUUGUGAUUUUUAUUUAUGAAUUUUUAAGAGGAUCGAAAUUAUAGACGGUUUGGAUUUUGAAUAUCGAUGACGUCAUUCACAAUUCUGCUCUGGAGUCUCUGAUUAGCUUAUAGUAGCAUUAGGGGCGGUUGAAUGAUACCUUGAAAUUCAAAAAAAUUGAUUUUUCUAAAAACUCAUUUUAUCAUUUUUUUAGGACUACUGCGUCGAGAUGUUCUACCGCGAAAACUGGCGCGAUCCGCGUUUGAUCUACAGCAUCAACAAGUUCAAAAAAACAAGGUUUUUUUAUCAAGCAAAUUGAUUUUUAAAUCAGUUUGAUAAACUCUGCGUUUUGUAAUUUAGAGGCUGUCUAGAAAAAAAUCCACUGAGAAAGCUGCCAUAUCGCUCGUCCAAACAUUUUAAAAAUUUUAAAAAAACAAUUUUAUAAUAAUAUAAUUUAUUUACAGGCAGAACGAAAUAAAAUGUACAAAAAAGAAGGGAAGAAUUGGCAUAAAAGCCUGAAAUAAAUAAAUAAAAGGCACUUGAGGCCCUAACGAGCCUCUGAACCAGUAUUGAAAGAUGAUAAGGUCAGAAUACGAAUCGAGGAUUGUACAGAGUUUUAAAAUUGUUAUCGAGGGAUAGUAACAAAAGCGAUCUGGAGAAACAUUGAGGUUUCCCAAUGUGGCCAGUUUAUUCCAAAGAGGGAUGAACGUCUCAAAGAAAUUUUCGAAACGAAUCCCUACUCUGAUAAGACGUGAUGGAGCACGUACUGAAUUUGAUCUCCUGAAAACACUGUGAGAAAAUGGCAAAUGACUCUCCUUAAUAUAAAUUUUAUGUAACGUUUUUAGACAAAAUUCAACUCUUCUUCUGAAAAGAGAGUUAGUGUUAAUUUGGGCUAAUCUAUCUUCGUAACUGGAAAACCUAAUGUUAGCUCUCAUAAAUGUUUACCGAGUGAAUUGACGGAAGAUGUUUUCGAGGGUGUAAGAUAGUUCUGAAGCUAGGGGAGGAACGAACAACUCACAACAGUAGUUCAUAUAGGGAGCAACGUAAGUAAGAAAAAUCCGGCUCAUUAGAGCGGGAGACAGAGCGCGGAACGCUCUGAUGAUUUGUUUACUUUUUAGUUUGCAUAAGGCUAUAACUUUACGAACGUGAGGCUCAAAUGUUAGUUUGUUAUCGAUAAGAAUGCCGAGAUCACGAACAGCUUCCGCAGAAGAGAUAGUUAUAUUAUUUAUAGUAUACUGAACAUGAGGGUUGCUACGGCCUAGAUGGAGAAGGGUGGUUUUGUGUUCGGCCAGGGGAAGACCCCAUUGACUGGACCAUUCGAAAACGUUGUUGAGGCCUUGCUGAAGCGCUAUAGGAUCGUCAGAAAAAAAUUUUAAGAUCAUCAGCAAAAAAAGAUAGGCCUUUACGUUAUCAGAUAAAUUGCUGAUAAUGUCGUUUAUGAAAAUUAUGAAUAAAAGUGGGCCGCAAACUGUUCCUUGCAACACUCCAGAUGUAAUGUUGAAAGCCGAACUGGAUAUGAUACCUUCGUUGAUGACAAAGGACUUUCUGUUGGAUAUAAAUGAUGCGAACCAGCUAAUGAGCUUUGGGUCGAAGCCAAAAUCUUGGAGUUUGGCGAGCAGAAGGUUAUGGGGGAGCAUGUCAAAAGCUUUAAGAAAAUCGAUAUAUACUACGUCUACAUUACUACCAAGAGCUAAGGAUCUCUUCCAGUGCGUGAUGCAGUCGAGAAUUUUCUUGCUCCAUCUGUGACUUUCAUGUUGUAAUGAAUCAAAAGUUAAAAAUUAAAGUAAAAACGAUAUAGCGCAAGACGUUCGCGAUAUCGCGGCUCCUCUGCGGCUUAGUGUUACUCUCGCUGCAAUAUAGUCCAUAAUAAUGAUAUUUCUUACAAAGUUUCAAAAUUUCAAACUUCCAGACGGAAAUAUCUCUUCACGAAAGCUAUUCCAACUUCCUCUGGCAUCCGGACACUUUUGUCCCCAACGCGAUCGCUUCCAAGAAUCCCCGUCGCCAAAGCAUCACUCACCGAUCUUUGCUCAGGUUACAAUAAUAAUAAUCUCUUUUUUUUCGUUUGCUUUGGAACAACAUUUAUGAGCAGUUGAAUGUUGUCAACAGCUGGCGGGGCACAUUUUGCGGCCUUUUUUUCGAAUUUCGGGGGUUAUUAGUCUUUUCAUAAAACGGGACGACAAAAAGCUAGCCGCAGUCCAGAAAUAAAAAUUUUUUACAGAUGAAAAUUGCGACUUUAUAGCUAGCGAGCUCUCGAAAUAGUUUGAUUAACGGAAAAAAAAUGUUUUGACACGACAUUAGAAAUAUUUUUGUACACAGACUCCGCCAUGACGGAAGCAUACUGUACAGUCGACGGCUUUCGUUGGUUUUGACCUGUGGAAUGGACUUGACUUUGUUUCCCUUCGAUACACAGUUGUGCAAAAUGGGCAUCGAGAGCUGUGAGUCUUCCAAUUUUUUAUUUCAAAAAAGAAUUUUUAUAUAUUUCGUAGCUUCUUGAAGAUAAUUUUUCAAAAAAUAUUACAUGGUAUAGUCUUUGUGCCACGGCUUGAAAUUUCACCGAACGACGUUUCGCUGCGUACGGUCGCGAAGCGUCUUUGCCUUUGCGGAUCUAGGUCACCCUUCCAGACUAUUUUUAUUGCUGAUAGAUGGAUUGUUCCACUGCGAGUAUUUGAAUGAAAGAAAAAAUUGAAAGCGCGACCGAGAUUCGCAAAGGCGCCCGGCGGAACACCGGAAUGUCGUUCGGGGAAAAUUCAAGUCGUGGUACACAAAAUAUAAAGACUUUACCGUAAAGCCUAUGCAUCUAAAAUUUCUGUGAAGGGUAGAAAAUUUCAGAAAAAGGUUAUAGUAAAUUUUUUCUGACAAAAAUUAAAAACUAUCGAAAAAUUGUCUCAAAACAAUUCAGACCUACAGGGAACCGUCCGGUUUGCACUGCGCCGUCUCCGCUGGCCAUACUAGACCAUUUUCGAUUAUUUUUUCUAUUCAAUAAAAUGAACAAGGCUAUUUGCGACAUUAAUAGAUGUAAACCGGACGGGCUGAACAAAUGUGAAAAGAAUAAAACAUAAAAAAGAGUGACUCGUGUUUGACCUCGAGCUGGAAGACGCUUCACCCUAGCCAAUCUACCAAUCUUGCCUUUCUAGUCGGGAAGAAUUGACUAUGGAAGAUAACUUUUAGACGGCUACACCGCGGACCAAGUUCGGUACAUGUGGUCGACGGGCUACAUCCAAUCGUUGACACUUCACAAAAUCCGAUUGCCUGACUUCCAGGUCAAAGAAGCCUUCGUUACAAGUCGCGUCGAGUCCUACGCCACAGGUGAAUUUCAUUUUCCUUGCUUUUUAUGUUCCAUUUUCCAAACCAACUUGGAUGCGUCUAGGAAUAAAUUCUUGUUUUCGAUUGUUGAGCCAUUUCCUCUUACUGUAGCCAGAUUACGUUAGGAAGUUAGGUACCUGAGUAUCUAAGUAUUGAUGAGUUUUUAUUUGGCAAGUAUUUUUUACUUCAAAAUAUUAUAAGACUUUUGAACUACUAUGGAUUUUUGAAUUUCAGGAGACUAUUCUCGGCUCUACGUUUGUUUCGUUUUCAACCGCGCCGCCGGCUUUUGCUUCCUCCAACUGAUAAUUCCAUCGACGGCCGUCGUUAUCACGUCUUGGGUCUCUUUGUGGAUGGAAAAUGAGACUUCUUUUCAAGUUUUCAAACAUAAAAGCCAAAACAAAGCUCCGAAAAUGAAAUUCAGGACAUGAUCUCAAUAAUAUUGACGAUAACUUUCCUGCUCUUCUCAUACAAUGAGGUCAUGCCGCGAGUUAGUUAUAUCAAAGCGAUGGAUGUAUAUCUUGGUUGGUUCAGAAGUUUUUCAAGAUUUGGAUUUUUUAGAGAUAGAAAACUGUAUGAAAUUGUCUUUUCUCUAGUUGAAAAUUUGUUUAUUGAGAGAAGACGUGAGGAUAAAUUUGAAAAAAGACCCUUUUUUCAUAGGAUUUCGGAAGUUUUUACAAGUUUCAAGCUUCUUGCUUUUUAAAAAAUUGUUCAAAAAAAAAAGUGAAACUCUCUGCUUAAAAAAGGUGUGAGAUUGAACAGAAUUACCUGAAAAUUUGGCUCAAUUUUCUCUAAAUUUCCAGGAGUUUGUUUCUGCAUCGUUUUCCUGUCCCUGAUCAAACUGGCCGUGGUCAAAUACAUGCGACAGAGGCUUCUGAUCACCAGGUUCGACCUGAAUCUACGUCAAAAGUUUUCCCACAAGUCUGACCUCAACCUUUUCAGAAAACUGACAGUUCAUGCCAUGCAAAGAAUGUUGAGUAUAAAUGAUCCAAAAAACGUAGAACCCAUGGAACUGUCGGUUGAGUCGGUGGAUACCGACGUUUUGCCAUUCAUCGACGUGUGAGACUCCUCUUUUCGUACUGUUCUGCACCUAUUUCAUGCUUCUAUCCGCAUGUCAAAGCUGCACACUUUUUCGAGAUUAAGCCAUGUAAAAUCGAUAGUUUUGUAGAGAAAAUUAUUUUAAACGUUUACGGGAUUUUCUGGUUUUCUGAAUAUUUCAAUAGUUAAACAAACCGCUGAAACCAGAGGAAUAAAAAAUAGUCUUCUCAUAUCAAAUCAAAUAACAAAUUUUUUUAUUGGUCUGAAAAGAAACCAAAACGCCUGUUUAUAAACAAAACCUAGAUCACUUAUUUCAAGAAGGCACGCAGAAUGAACGCUUCACCGAGAUUUUCGUGAUGAAACUUUUCAGGGACACUUCGAUCGUGGCGGCUGGAAUCGUGCCAAUGCUGCGGAUUGUCAACGGCGUGUCUUCUCCAGCUACCGCCAGCGCCUCUUUCAAUUUCGAUCAGAAUGGCAGCGGGUCUAUCAAGAAGUUCAACUCCAAUUCUGGAUCAUAAGAAAUUAAAUUCUUAGAAAAAAUUAUUUCUUACGAUUCUAAAGGGCUUCUUUUUUUGGAUUCUAAAAGACUUCUUCUCGAGAACUGAACAUUUUUGCGAGCCUUCCAAGAACUUCUUAACUUUAAGGACUAUACAACAUAUUCUAGCGAAUUCUAUAGUACAGAGUAAAAUAAGCCUAUAACAUUUUGAGCCUAAAAACUACUCCCAAACUUUAACUUCUACUUUAACCUUGAAAAGCUCUUCAGAUUGCCCCUCUACACCUCGGUACAAGUCGACAAGCACGGCUCCACCUCGACCGUCGACCAGAAGCCGUCCAGAAUCAGCUGGUUCGAAUUCACGCCGACCUUCGUCCACAGAUUUCACUGGAUCACUCAGGUUUAGCCAAUCGGGAAGAUUUCUCAACGUCAUUUCAGAUGGCGUUCUUCUUCGGAUUCGUCGUCUUCUGCCUCUUCUACUUCCUCGUCUACCCAAAUAUCCACUCUCAACUUCUAGAUGAGGACUGCGACCGCAACGGCGCCGAGUGGUUCGCCGACGUCAAUUGA
This is a messenger RNA of Caenorhabditis auriculariae, 9673 nucleotides long. NCBI's taxonomy places the organism in Eukaryota, Metazoa, Nematoda, Chromadorea, Rhabditida, Rhabditidae. The record is from the annotation of a GenBank genome assembly.